Arvicanthis niloticus (Nile rat) is the source of this 2631-nucleotide messenger RNA. NCBI's taxonomy places the organism in Eukaryota, Metazoa, Chordata, Mammalia, Rodentia, Muridae. The record is from RefSeq and is a predicted model, not a curated record.
GGACUAAAUGGUGGGCGGUCCUCCGGGAGGGGCGGUACCCAGGCCCUGCCCUUGGCCUGGAGCUAUCAGAAAAGGCAGGCCGGGACUGAACCAGUGUUCCUGGGUGGGAAGAAGGCGUUCCUGCAAACGUGAAGACACUGCAGAGCCAAGAAUUCGUGCUGGUGCCUUGCGAACUCUCGUGGUAGUCAGCCAACAGCUGCUGUGUCUGAGCAGCCUUGCUGAGAGGAAAGAAUGGCUUGCAUUGAGUUUUCUUUUCACAUGCCAAGUCUGGAGGAGCUUGCUGAAGUUCUGCAGAAGGGGCUAAAGGACGGCUUUGCUGAUGUCCAGGUCUCUGUGGUGGACUGCCCAGAUUUAACAAAAGAGCCAUUCACCUUUCCUGUAAAAGGCAUCUGUGGGCAAACUAGAAUUGCAGAAGUAGGAGGUGUGCCUUACUUAUUGCCUCUUGUAAACAAAAAAAAAGUUUAUGACCUAAAUGAAAUUGCAAAAGAAAUAAAGCUGCCUGGAGCCUUUAUCCUUGGAGCAGGGGCAGGUCCAUUUCAGACGCUUGGGUUCAACUCUGAGUUCAUGCCAAUUGUUCAAACAGCAAGUGAACACAACCAACCUGUGAAUGGAAGUUACUUUGCCCGUGAAAAUCCUGCAAAUGGAGAAUGUCUGCUGGAGAAAUACAGCCAAAAAUAUCACGAUUUUGGAUGUGCACUACUGGCUAAUCUUUUUGCCAGCGAGGGCCAACCUGGCAAGGUCAUUAAAGUGCAAGCCAAGAGGAGGACAGGAGAACUUAACUUUGUGAGCUGCAUGAGGCAGACUCUGGAGAAGCACUAUGGUGACAAGCCCGUGGGGAUGGGAGGCACCUUCAUUGUGCAGAAGGGGAAAGUGAAAGCCCACAUCAUGCCUGCAGAGUUUUCUUCCUGCCCACUGAACUCGGAUGAAGCUGUCAAUAAAUGGCUACACUUCUAUGAGAUGAAGGCUCCUUUGGUUUGUCUACCAGUUUUUGUUUCCAAAGACCCGGGGCUGGAUUUGCGACUGGAGCACACCCACUUCUUCAGUCAUCAUGGAGAAGGUGGACACUACCACUACGACACCACCCCAGACACAGUGGAGUAUCUUGGCUACUUCUCACCUGCACAGUUCCUCUACCGCAUUGAUCAGCCCAAAGAGACCCAUGCCUUUGGGAGGGAUUAAAGCAGCUGGUUUAAUGGUUAGCUAAGGUUAAAUUACUAACCCUGCAACCAAUAGUAAUUCAAAAAUAUAGUAGAGGAGGAGGAGGGACAGGAGGAGGAGGGGGAAGAAGAAGAGAAGGAGGAGAGAGAGAUUCCCUAGCAAGCCAAGGCCCUACCUUAAUCCACCACAUAGCCAAUAGAAGUAAUUUCACUAAACAUAGCACUAUUUUUUAUGGCAUUUGAAAUGCAAGGAUGUGACAUAUGAUACUCAUAUUAUUGAGCAUUUUCAUGUGAAAGAGAGUAUUGGGAACAUAGAUAACUAAUUGAGAUGCUCACUUUACUAAACCAAUUUUAUGUCUUUAUAGCUCAGCAAAGCCUUUUCUUCAUACCUCAGAUAUCAACAUGGACAGGGACCUUCCAUUAUUCCUGCUGUCUAGGGAGAACUUACAUUUGGCUGGCAUUACUACAUUUUUCAAGUUCAUCUCACAAGGGCUGAGGGAUUAUUACUGAGUAUUAGACACAACAGUGUGGAAUCUUUGCACUGAGUUUUAAAAGCCCACUCUGGAAAUCAGUGUACUGUGUUCUCAGCACCUGGGGGACUCCCCACACUCAGAAGUCUGCAGCUGCCUUCCACAGAUGUUCGUAAACAUUGACUAGCCGGGUUCUUGCUGAAUUAGGUCUCUAUCCAACAGUAACAGUUUGCAAGAUAAGGAAGAAGAGAAACAGCAACAAAACACAACACUGAACUCAGCCACUCUCCAUUGGGAGAUAUAAAACUACUCUCUUAGUGUGUGGUGUCUUAAAGAUUAAGACACCUUUGUACCUGCCCUUUCUUUGGCUAUAUGGACUGUUGAGACAAUGGACCACAAGACAUUGGAAUUCCCUCAGGAAUUUCAUGCCAGGAGAAGGAAAAGGCUGAGGCCUGGUGCCAGCCAGAGGAGGAACUUGUCUCCAGGAAAGAUAUCACAUAGCUCUCAGGACAAACAGGAGCCUAGACAAUGGUGGUGGGCAGGACCACAGACUGACCUGCUUAGUUAAGCAUACCUCAUGCCUUCUACCUAAACUUGAACCUCAUGCCAAGACCCAACAUGGAUUCUGCAGGAUAGUGGGGAGGGAUGGGAAUCCAGAGACUUGUUUGUUCCUCUUCCCAAAGUGACUACAUUCAAGAAAGCUUUUUGUGCUUUUCAAAAGGUAUUACACUAUUACUGAGUGCUAAUGGUUAGUGUAUGGUGAUGAUGGUUAGAAAACUCCUUGCUUUUCUGUAUCAUAGAACCUGUGAUGAUCAUUAGCCAGAAAUCAAGUUUCCAACCUUGCUAAUGGCAAUAAGAUGUGGGUCUAGGAACUCUUUAGAACUAAACCCUAAAUGUUUUCUGAUUCUUUACUUUGUAAUGCACAUGCCUUGCAUUAUUUUUCACUUAUUUUUAAUUAAACAUGAUUUUUGAGGUGAAACUGAAUAAAAUCAUUUAAUACUGUU